CCAGUAUCUACCAUCGAGGUUACGUCAAGCUAUCGAGUUUACGGAUAUCUCUGAAUCUCACGCUAAUGCUGUUGAACAAUGCUUAGCACUGCAUGACAUCGCAAAAAUAUCAGCAUAUAAUUUUUUACUGAUAAUUUUUUUUCCUGAAAACACCCUCAUCAUAAAACUGGGUCAGUAAGGACAAUUACUAUACUAGACAAAGACCAAAGUCUGACUCUAACUUACUUGAUUUCCUUCCUCCUAGCUCCUGGGCGCUGGUACUACUGCUUGCUUACAAAGCCUUUGUAGUUUGUAAUUUAUUUGAGACGCCAGUCGAUCGGAGCUUUGCAUCGAGUGUUUGUCGUAGUCGUAACCGCCGUGGCUUGCUACAUGCAUGACAUGAGCUGACUGUUCAUUGACAAAAAUCCUAAGUUAGAUCUACUCCAAUUUCCAAUCUCUAACUUUUCGGCAAAAUGUCGUUUUGUUCCUGGUUUGGUGGUGAGAAGUACAAAGAUCAUUUUGAAAAUGGUAUCUAUGUCUGUGUGGAGUGCGGACACGAGCUCUUCUCCAGCAUGACCAAGUUUGAGCACUCGUCUCCAUGGCCUGCUUUCACCAAGACUGUGAGAGAGGAUAGUGUCUCCAAGAGACCAGAAGGACCUAGUGCUUUGAAGGUAUCGUGUGGAAAGUGUGGCAAUGGCUUGGGGCAUGAGUUCUUGAAAGACGGCCCAGACGGUGUCCAGUCCCGUUUCUGAAUAUUCUCGUCUUCCCUGAAGUUCAAGAAAGGGAAGACAGUCACAGAGAAUGGUACAAAAUCAUAGUUACAUCUAGAGUUUAUCAUCGAUGGUGGAAUUAGGCCAUCAUCUAUCCAUCCAGAUACAUGAAGUUCACAAGGCUGAACAUAGAACAACAGAGCAAGGAGCAAGUACCAGUUGAGCAGUGUCAAUAUCUGUUUAGAUACUAAUCAUAUUCUUGCAAGUACAUGCAUAAGUCAUAUUUCCAAUUUCUUUCUUCAGGAUAUAUAAGGCAGGAUAUAUAGUCACAUUGAAACUUAAAAUAUGCUGGUAUAACACAGUGACGCAUAAGCUAUAUUCUUACAGAGCAACAGCUUGUUAUAGAACCCUUAUAAAUGGAAAAUGAAAUUAAAAUAAUGAGAAAAUAUAUAGUGUACCGGGUACACCAAAAGUUAAUCAAAUUUUUACAAGGAAUGAUCAUUGUCCCAUCACAGAUUUUUAAAAAGAUUAAUAUAUAAAAGGGACAGAUAAAAUUUCAUGAAAAAAAAUGCUGCAAAAAGUUUCCUGAGGAAUGCUUAAUUUAAAAUAUGUACAUGUAUCAAGAUGGAGAUGAUAUCCUUUUUCUGCUUUAAAUACCUUUUUAUGAAAUGAAAUAUUUAUUCAUGAAUUACCAAUUUUCUUGAAAAUAAUGACUAAAUAUCAAGCUUGUACAGUAAACUCACUUUGCAGGAUGAAAUGGUUCAACUAAAUUUGUAAUGAAUGUUGUACCAUUGAUGGUUGCAUCGAAGUAGCUUGCGCCUUGCGUGAUAUAUAAUCGUUUGAAGAAAGAUAUGGUUCUUUAAUUUUGAAGACUAGUUUGCUUUAUUACUAUUUCAAUUAACUCGACCAUCAAUAGCAUUUCAAAUAACCCAAUUUGCUCAAUUAUUUUUUCAAGGUUUGAAGUUACAUCUAAUGACUCCUGCCACCAAAAAAUCUUUGAUCACUGAAAUUAUUCAUUGAAGGAAAGAGGAUCAACUUUGGUCAAGACCAUUGAUAAUUGAAGGGUUUUUUUUUACUGAGGGUUGAGGGAGGGGGGGGGGCAAAAACUGAUAAAAUAUUUUCUUUUAAAUACAAGUUAGUGGAAAAAAUAAAUCAGCUGACCACUGUACAAAUAUUUUUUAUGAAGGAUUUAGCUAAAUCUUCUCUUGGAAUAAUAAGAAUUUGCCCCCAAAUUUAGAGGAGGGCUUAAAGCCUUGAAAUUUCAAGGAAUGACAACUACCCCCUCUUCCUCGCUGGGAGCAACCAUGGUCAAGACCAAACAGAAAUUCAUUGUCAAUGUUUGCCCGUGUCAUAAGAAAGAUUUCUGGAGAGGGUCCAUGAGACCGAGUGUUAUGUAUACAUGUAUGUCUACAUAUAUGUAAUACAGAAACAUCAGAAUAUCUUCCGCUCAGCCUGAUCUUCAAUACAAACUGAAAUAUACAAUCUAUAAAACACAGUAAUUAUUUCAACCAUAUGUAAAGUCAACUAUAAUUCCCCUUCAGGGCAUGUUUAAAACCGAAAGUAACGUUCAUAAGAUUAGGCUAAGCAGAAAAUAAUUUUGAAAUUUUUGAAAUAGACAUACGUACUCCUCGGUCUUGUGGGAAGACCCCCGAUUUCCUUUGAAUUAAAGUAUUGGAGGAUAAAUGUUUGAAAGUGCAAUCCUCGGAACAAGUCGACAUGAACACCACCACCUUUAAAAUCCAAUUAUAAUGUUCAUAAUUUCAAUACGCGCUAUUUGUUGUUCUUGCUGAAAUGUAUUUACUCUGUCUUCAGUUUAUGGAAGGAAAAUUCUGAUUAUAUUGUUUGUGAUGCAGCGUGACUUACUACAGCUAAAGCUUCUACGGCAGCUGUAGUUCUGAUGAUUAGCCACGACCAUGGUCCCUUCUGUAACCUGGAGACAUACACCUCAUCAUUCAGCAAGUUGUUUAAAAGUUUCUGAUAUUUUUUUUAUUUAAGUUUGCACAAAUAUGAAUGUUUCUUUCAUUUCAAAUACUCAUCACUUUCAUGCGGGUUGUCAGUAUCAAAGCAGACAUUUUUUUCUCUUUCUUUCUCCUAUAUUAGCAAUUACUACAGAUUUUCAUCAAAAUUGAUUUUUUAUUUUCGUAACCUGUUUACCUGUAAAUAUACAAGAUUUUAUUUUUUUGUGAUAGAUAUUUGUCAUAUUGAGUCUUAUCGUUGUAUGUGUACAUGAAGGUUUAAAAGAUGAAAUUGAAAUUUAGCUUUAGGCAGUCAGAUGUAGGCUACAUAUAUGUUUGAAUGGGUCGUUGAUAGUUUUCAUUGUGGAGAAAUUGUAUCCUACAAAUCUGCUGUGUGUGCAAAUUUACCGUGUGUGCAACACUUUAAUACCUACAUGUGAUUUUGUACCAUAUGUAUUUUGGUUGAAUAUCACAAUAAUUUUUUUUUCAACAAGAGGAAUGAGAUUUUGUGAUGAAAGCAAUAAAAAUACUACAGUAUUUACGUAGGAUUCUUACUGAUUUAUACCUGUAAUAUAUCUGUAAACGGUAACGCGCUUUAGAGACAUCGUCCAAUGAAUUCUAGCGCUGUAUUAAAGCGGAAGAAUAAAUACUGCAUUUAUUCCAGCUAUCAAGACUUACUGCAUGACUGAAUGGAUACUUUAGGGAGGGGGUGGAUGGUUUUGAUGGGGAAGGGGGCAUGAUAACCUUAAGAUGACAUAAUUGUUUUAUUGAACCAGUUGAAUUAAAAUAUUAAUAAAAAAUAAUAUAGGAUUUGUAUAGCACACGUAUCCACCUUGCUAGGUGCUCAAGGCGCUCCUAUAUUACCCCGGCUAAGCUAGUCUACCGAUUCUGGUGCGCACAGCUUUUUGAGGAAUUACUUCCUGCCGGUACCCAUUUACCUCACCUGGGUCGAGUGCAGCACUGUGUGGAUAAAUUUCUUGCUGAAGGAAAACACGCCAUGGCUAUGAUUAGAAAAUGAACCUCUCUGGUAAUUUUCUGUCUCAUUUUUUCCUUUUGUUUUUUUAAAAUACUUUUGUCACUACUUAUCUUCAUCUCUUAGGUGCCGCCUCAGGGAUAUUCCAUCAUAUGGUGGGUGAUUCAUAAAGUAGAUCGUGAAGUUAUGCUUGAUUUUACAUACAAAUGGCACAUGUUCUUUGGUGCUAAGUCGGCAACAUACUGAACAUAGCUAUGGUAGGGAUAUCAUUUAGCACAAGAAAGGGUCACUAGUCAAUAUGUUUUUAUGCAUUUUGAUAAGGAAUGGAGCAUUUAAAGAUCAACAAAAGUUAUGCCAAAGCUGGAAAUAUUGAAACAUUCUGAGCAAUGAAAUUCUCUUGAUAGCUAGGAUUUAGGAAGAAUGGUAUGAACUGAUGAUCCAAUGCAAAGAAAUGCCCUUUCAGUCCCCUCGCAUUCAAAAUGUAAUCGCUGAAACUGUCAGUUUCGGCUAUUAUUCAACUAUUGAUUGAGUGUAGUCAUGAAGAAUCAAGUGAUUUCGUCAUUAUUUUGGUGAUUCAAAAACACUGGUUUGUUACGUGCAUUGUAAACCGCCUUUCACAGUCUUUUUGAGAAACUUCUAUUACUCAAAUUCACUAAUCACUACCAGAACUAAAUGUAAUCUGACACCCUACCAGUAUCAUGUAUGGAGUUGAUUUGUACUUUUUUAGCUGAUACAAUACGCAUGCAGGGUUGCAAUUCAGAAUACAUUUGUAAACGCUGUAUAAAAAGAAACCCAGGAUUAUCGUGUGUGUUAGCCGGACCAUCCUUGUGUCUCGUUGUGUGCGUGUGAAUAUUAUUCAUGUGAAAUAUUAAUCCCCAAGAAAAUCACAAGUGCUCUUGUUCUUCGUCCAUUUUUUUUUUACCCGUUGUAUAGUACUACUGAAUUCAGGCACAGUACACAGGUAGAUACAUGGUCUUUUUAUUGUGCUACCGGGGUAAUCAGGAAGCUUUUAUUUCAAAACAUGAUGUACAGUAUAAUGUAAAGCUAUGAAAUCAUCUGUGUUGUACAUGUAUAUGUUGGUAUGAAUUUGAAUCUGUUCUCACAUUUGAUAGUACUCUGGUAUUGCAAUGGUCUAUACAGGUAGUAGUUUUCAUAUUUGAUGAUUAAAAUAUGUAUUUAUAACUAUAAAAUCCAUCAUCACAAUCUUAAAACUGACACGGUCAAAUGUCAUUAAUCAACCAGUGUAGUAGAGAUCAGUCACAAUUGUACAUAAUGGACUUUUAAAUAUGAAAAAUGCUAGCGCUCAUUGUGAUUGUCUGGGUAAUUUUCACGAUUUCUUUUGAACUUUUUCAUUCUUAAUAAAGCAGAUGAAAUAGAACCUCGAUUCAAAGAAUAGUUCUAAGAUUUUGUUAUUGAAAUAUAUUUAAAUAGCUAUUGAUUAUCUUAAUUCAUUAUGUUCUCAAGAAAAAAAUGAAAUAUAAACAAAAAUGUGUUAGCAAUGGCUAUGUCAGUAACUAAUUGAAAGCGAUUCAUUGUUUAUUAUGCAAUUUGUAGUUUAGAAUAAAAGUAGGGAUAUUUUCGUAUUGAAUGUUUAUCUCGUGAAAUAUAUUUAGUCUCACCCUCUUGUUUUUUUAAUCAAUGCUGAUGCUCAAAUUCUGAUAUGCUGUGUGCAAAAUUUAUUAUACUAUUCACCAGUUUGUUGGGCUUCCUCUGUCAGUCAGAGAACAUGUAGAAGAUGAUUCUGUUGUUUAAUAUUGGAACCUCUAUUUGAAUGCAGGAUGUAAUAUUAAAAUGUUACUGUGUAAUCAUGUGUGAAUAUUUGUUCAAAUAAACCUUGGCAUAUUAAUAAUAA
Messenger RNA from Lytechinus pictus (painted urchin), 5469 nucleotides. RefSeq names its product methionine-R-sulfoxide reductase B1-A-like. Gene Ontology annotation, molecular function: peptide-methionine (R)-S-oxide reductase activity; L-methionine (R)-S-oxide reductase activity. The transcript has 4 exons. NCBI's taxonomy places the organism in Eukaryota, Metazoa, Echinodermata, Echinoidea, Temnopleuroida, Toxopneustidae. Gene Ontology annotation, biological process: protein repair. Gene Ontology annotation, cellular component: nucleus. The record is from RefSeq and is a predicted model, not a curated record.